CAUGGUGAAUGGUGAUAAGUGAUAACAAAACGAUUCAAAUGUCAAAUAUUAAAUUGAAAGUGAAACAGAAAUUAAAUAACUGUUUAAUGAGUAAUGACUACAAUUAUUCAAUUAUGAUGAUCUCUAUUCUCUGUGACUCGGUCCGCUGACUACUAGGUACUAGUAUUUAUUAAUUUAGUAACUUUCAACGUUAAGAAUUAUUAAAAUUAACUUGUUAUAAAUAAACAAACAUUUAUUCCUACCAGAUUAGAAUUACGAGUUUUCUUAUUUAGUGUCAUCGACAAUUUAAAUUUAUAAUUUUUUGAUAAAUAUAAAUUACCCUUAAAUGCUUAACUAUGUUUUUGGAUAACAAAAAUAUAAUAUUGCUGUCAACUGGAUCUUUUAACCCACCAACAAAUAUGCAUUUGCGAAUGUUUGAAAUCGCCCGAGAUCACUUAAAUCGUUUGGGUCAUACAAUUUGUGGUGGUUUGAUGUCACCUACCCAUGAUUCGUAUAAAAAGAAAGAUCUAGCACCGUCAUUACAUAGGUGUGCAAUGAUCGAGCAAGCUCUAGUUGCAUUACCUUGGGUGAAGAUGUCCGAUUGGGAAGUAAAACAAAACGGUUGGACAAGAACGAGACAAGUACUACAAUAUCAUCAAAAUCAUCUCAAUAUGAUAAUCACUUCUAGACUAAAUGGUGCUAUAAAAGUUGAUACUUCAUUAUUCCCACUCCAAUUUAUUGAAAAUCUCGAUGCCAAUGAUUCAAACCAAAACAGAGCAGUGAAUGUAAGACUUUUGUGUGGUGCUGAUUUAUUGGAAUCUUUUGCUGUUCCAGGGUUAUGGAAUGAUGAUGACAUAGAAGCUAUUGUUCGAGAUUAUGGUUUGGUUGUUGUUAGUCGUUCGGGAUCCAAUCCUCAUAAAUUUAUUUAUGAAUCCAAUGUUCUAACUAAAUACAUGGCAAACAUUAUUGUUGUAACUGAAUGGAUAACAAAUGAAGUUAGUUCGACAAAAGUACGUAGAGCAUUGUCUCGUAAUGAAAGUGUAAAAUUUCUUAUUAGCGAGUUGGUUGAAUCGUAUAUCAAAGAACACGGUCUUUAUGAAACUCUGAAUAAUAAGUACUCAAAUAAUGAUAUAUUGGAUGUAAACUCGAAAACUAUUUUCUUGUCACCCUCUCCUAGCAAUAAAACUCAUAAAACAUAUCAAAUGGAUGACAAAAAACUUAAUAUUGAUGAACCUGAUAAUCUACCUUGUACUGAAAAAAGAGUUAUUAACUGUGAAAAAACAAAGGUAAAAAGAAAGAAAAAACGCUAUCAGUAAAUCAGAUACUCUGUUUAGAAAUUUGGUAGUCAAUCAAUUGUUUUGUUGUUUACUAAUUGUUUUCUAUUAGUUUAAAUUUAAAAUAGUUGCAUGAAGAUUGGUGCUAUGAUUUUGCCUGUUUCUAUUAUUAGUGUUAUGAUGUAGGUAUGGUGUUUAAAAUGUUUUUUUAUAUGUACUUACAUUUGUUAUUUAAUACAUUAUUUUCAGUGUGUUAUUUUUAUUAUUUAAUACUAUAUUUUAUUCUGUUGUAUUUUAUCUUUAAAAUGUGAGUAUGUUUCUAUUAUAAUUUGUAGGUUUUCCUAAAUAAUUAAUCAAAUAAUUAAUUAUUGUAAUGUUAUAAAUAUUUUUAACAAUUGUUUUCAAAUUUCAUGAAAAUAAAUAUAAACUGUUCAAUUAUAAA
Messenger RNA from Acyrthosiphon pisum (pea aphid), 1695 nucleotides. It is a transcript of the gene Nmnat, whose product is annotated as nicotinamide mononucleotide adenylyltransferase. The transcript has 7 exons. The coding region runs from base 336 to 1295 and encodes 319 amino acids. Gene Ontology annotation, molecular function: nicotinamide-nucleotide adenylyltransferase activity; nicotinate-nucleotide adenylyltransferase activity. NCBI's taxonomy places the organism in Eukaryota, Metazoa, Arthropoda, Insecta, Hemiptera, Aphididae. The record is from RefSeq and is a predicted model, not a curated record. Gene Ontology annotation, biological process: NAD+ biosynthetic process.